Ictalurus punctatus (channel catfish) is the source of this 1484-nucleotide messenger RNA. RefSeq names its product gap junction beta-3 protein. Lineage: Eukaryota; Metazoa; Chordata; Actinopteri; Siluriformes; Ictaluridae. Gene Ontology annotation, biological process: cell communication. The transcript is spliced from 2 exons. The record is from RefSeq and is a predicted model, not a curated record. Gene Ontology annotation, cellular component: connexin complex. Bases 563 to 1258 code for a protein of 231 amino acids.
UGAUUACAUAUAACCAUGUGUAUUUGUGUGAUUGAUCAUUGCUACUAUAUCAAAGUUUAUAUCAAUCUUUGAUAUACAUUUUUGCUCUAAGUUAGUGGAAGGGUCAGUAUUUUACAUACAGUUCAACUUUACACAAAUGCAUGAAUUUAUUAGAUUAUAGCCACUACCUGUACUUGUCAGUUUACCCUUGGACAAAUGGCAGUUUACUCUUGACUAUUCUGUAUUCAAUAAAGUUAUCUAAGUUCAACACAUUGUGUUUAUUUAUAGGAUUUUUUUUUGCUAUUAAAAAAAAUGAUAUUUCCUUGAUAAGUUGUAAAUCUUACUUCUUGUUUUUAAAAACACAUUACUAUUAUUACUUCUUGUAGGACCUAAUAGAAAGUGUGACCUAAAUUGAGUGUGGUAAACAAUGAGUCAUAGAAAUUUUGAUGAUGUUAGCAGUUUAAUACACUAUACACCGAGUGGCUGAGAAUAGUAUCAUUGUCAGCAUCGUUGAAACAAAAGACUGUCACCUUGUUCUUGCCAGAUAUUUUCUCUAGCCAGAAGAACUUGAACCUGAAGAACGAUGGCAGCAAUUGUUACUGGUCUGAUCCCCAUCCUCCGCACUGCAGUGGACACCACCACCACCUACAAAGGUCGUACCAUGUGGUUCGGCUUUCUUUGUAUUCGCCUCGUGACGCUUUUUGUUGCUGAAAUGCCUUGGUUUAAACUGAAUUCAGACUUCAGCUGCACCAUCACAAGGGACAGCGUGUGCACUAGAACCUGCUUCAACCAACACUUUGAUAAACCUGUGGUAAUGGUUUGGAACUAUAUUUUCAUCCUCCUCAUUCUGUCGGUCCUGAUCAUGGAGCUUUUCACUACCCACAUACACUCAGUUUUUGAGAAGCGCACCAGAGAGAAGAACGAAUCUCUGGGCGAGCUGAAAAGUGCAAGUGACCCCGUCAAUAACACAACUGCGAUGAUGAUUUUAGACAUGCACGGAAGCAGGAACACUGUGCUCUUCUACCUGUUCAGCAUUAUGCUGCGGAUUUUGGUGGAGUUUUGGUUUGUGUAUGUUCUGCUUUAUUGGAACUUGUCUAAACUAAACCAAGGGGUGUUCAUAUGUAAGAGUUAUGACACUGGAUGUCCAGAUCAAGAGUGUUUGGUGAGUGGCACUGCUGAGAAACGCAUGUCUAUCUAUGCUCUAGUGUCCGUUUCUGUCGUGGGUAUCAUCAGCAAUUCUGUGUUCUGUAUCCACUUGAUUGGCCACUACCUCUUGUAGCUGUUUUACCAAAAAAUCCUCCAGUGUGUAACUUCAUUGUUUGCUAAAUGUGUUUUGGUUUCUCUUAACAAGUAUGGUCUUUCAUUCAUGUCUUUCUUUGGUCUGUUAAACAUUUUCAGUCCAGUGUACUUUGUAUGAAAUUGUUUGAAUAUCACUGGAUUUAGAACAGGUUUGCUGUGUUUAUUGAUUUGUGAAAUGUGUGGCAAUAAAGGGUGUUACAAUUUGA